Triplophysa dalaica is the source of this 3258-nucleotide messenger RNA. RefSeq names its product renin (gene ren). The coding region runs from base 657 to 1844 and encodes 395 amino acids. The transcript is spliced from 9 exons. Gene Ontology annotation, molecular function: aspartic-type endopeptidase activity. Lineage: Eukaryota; Metazoa; Chordata; Actinopteri; Cypriniformes; Nemacheilidae. Gene Ontology annotation, biological process: angiotensin maturation. The record is from RefSeq and is a predicted model, not a curated record.
GUCAAGGAAAAAUUGCCAUUGUUGUUAUCACUAGAAGUGGAAACAUCUAAACACUAAAUGUAUCAUACAAGGUAAUUUUAGCAAUAAAAGCAAAUUAGAAUCAGGGUUUUACUUUUCCUCUCUUUUAAAGCAUCACAAAUUUUCACAUCCUAAUGCAUUAGGAUUAUUUCUCUUUCAGGUCACUCUAGGUUAAUAACUGAGUCACGGGCUGUCAAAUCAUUCAAAAUGAGCUGUUUCUUAUUAUCCAGUCAUUCCCUUUCAUGGAUGUUGUGAUUGAUUAAUGGCAAUAAGGGUUAGCUAAGAUCACAAACGCCAUUGGUUUAUAAUUUUUUUACACUGCAUUCACAUCUCUGAUGUCCACAGCAGGACGUUUUAAUAAAUGUAGUGGUCUUAAAUCACUGUGUGUUACAAGUUCCCGUGGACCAAAAGGUCAGGGAGAAAGGGGGGUUGAGAAUAGACAGAAGGGGGGGAGUGUCAGGGUCAGAGUGGAGUGCAGGAGAAAUAGUAUAAAACAUAGGAAGAACAUCUCUUGAAAAGGAGAGUAAAAUUAGGAAGACGCUUGUGAGGAAAUCGAGGGCAUAAGAACUUUAAAAUAUAGUUAAUUGGUGGGUUAGUGUAUUAUUUGAGUUUUUACAGUGAUUUGAUCCAUCUGGAGAAUGAAAGUGCACUGCUUGGCUCUUCUGGUACUGUUACUGUCAGCCACCAGCAUAAAGGCCUUAUGGAGGGUAAAACUGAAGAAAAUGCCCUCAAUAAGAGAAACCCUCAAAGAAAUGGGCGUCACGCCAGAUCAAGUGUUGUCUCAGAUUAUGCCAAAAAUGAAUGAACCUUCACCCAAAAAUGGCACUGCACCUACACCUCUGGUCAACUACUUAGAUACACAAUAUUUUGGUGAAAUUAGCAUUGGUUCACCAGCGCAGAUGUUCAAUGUCGUGUUUGACACUGGGUCUGCCAAUCUCUGGGUUCCCUCAGAAAGUUGUUCUCCUUUAUACACUGCCUGUUUCACCCACAACAGGUAUGAUGCUUCCAGAUCUCUCAGUCACAUUUUUAACGGCACAGGAUUCUCCAUACAAUACGCGUCUGGAAAUGUCAGAGGGUUUCUCAGCGAGGAUGUGGUUAUUGUGGGUGGUAUCCCAGUGGUCCAAGUGUUUGCCGAAGCAACGGCUCUCCCUGCUAUCCCGUUUAUCUUUGCCAAGUUUGACGGUGUGUUGGGAAUGGGCUAUCCACAUGUAGCUAUUGAUGGAAUUACACCUGUAUUUGAUCGCAUCAUGUCUCAGAGUGUCUUAAAAGAGGACGUUUUUUCGGUGUACUACAGUAGGGACCCAACACACAUACCUGGGGGAGAGCUGGUGUUGGGUGGCACAGACCCAAACUAUCACACUGGAUCUUUCCACUAUAUCAGUACCAAAGAGGUGGGCAAGUGGGAGAUACUCAUGAAAGGAGUUUCGGUGGGAGCAGAUAUGAUGUUUUGCAUGGACGGCUGUAGUGCUGUUAUUGAUACAGGCUCCUCCUACAUCACAGGCCCCGCCUCCUCCAUAUCUAUUCUGAUGAAAACAAUCGGUGCUGUUGAACUGGCUGAGGGAGGGUACACUUUGAGCUGUGAUCUGGUCAAGUCCUUACCCUCUGUGGCGUUUCAUCUCGGUGGUCAAGAAUAUCCUCUUACAGUAGAUGACUAUAUUCUUUGGCAGUCAGAGUUCGGCGAGGACAUCUGCACAGUGACAUUCAAAGCGUUGGAUGUGCCGCCCCCUACUGGUCCACUCUGGAUACUGGGAGCAAACUUCAUAGCUCGAUAUUAUGCCGCAUUUGAUCGGAAAAACAAUCGCAUUGGCUUUGCUCCAGCAGUCUGACAAUCAUUGGGUUCACUUUAACUUAUCCUAUAUUUAAGUUAUAUUGCAGUUAAUAACAUAUUAUUAUAACAAACGUACAUAAAAAAAUCUAAAAUUAUAUUUUUAUAAGAUCAGAGGCCGAUGAUAUACAGAACCUGAAUGACGAUUUAAUUCAGAGUUCUUAUUUAUUUUCCUAUAAUCCAAGUUUGGGUUAAGAUGGUGGUGACUAUCAGUAAAAGACUUGUCGUCGAUGAAUUCACAACAAAGGAAGAAAUGGGUUUAAAACCCCUUUUCUGUGGCAGAGCAGGAGGAAAUAAAAGAGAAUGUUGCAUUCCCUUGACAUUUGGUUUUAGUUUAAGUGUUUAUUAAUAGCAUUUAAAAUGACUAAGAAGCAGUUGAACACAAUAGCACACAGUAGCCUGCUGCAAAGUUUGACUAGAAAAUAGGUUCAUUGACUUUAUUUAGUAGAUUUUUGCACUAUUCAAUUCUGUUUUUGUCUUAUAAUUCCUUUUAUUUGUGUACACAAAGAAAAUAUAGAAGCACUUGUCUGUCCAAAUAAUGAUUGCAACACAAUAUAAAUGCACUUAUGUUCAGGUUUGCGUUCAGUACAUGUGUGUAUAGUAGUAAAUUCAUAUCAAUAUCUAUAAACUGGUUUCACAUAUAAUAAUGUUAUACUCAUGUCCUUUAUUGUGUGAAUUAUAGACUUAUUGAGUGAAUUAUCUUAACAAAAUAAACAAACAUUACUGCACGUACGCACUUUUGUGACCCCCAACUCAACUUCUGGUACAGAUUCCCAAACAAUAUAGUGUCUGUAGAUUAUCUCAAUAUAAUCAAAAGAAACCGAGGAGAACCGUUACUUGGCUAAACUUUCCUUUCCAAUAUUUUGAAUUUAUGUCGAUGUCCCAUACGGUUUCUUUAAAUGCGACCAAACUGCAGGUCCCAUUCUACAAAUUGUUUAUUAAAUACAAUAAUUCAAAUUAAUAUGAACAAAAAUUAAAUAAAAUAUAAAUAGUUACAUUAUUAGACACUAGCCCAACACAAACCAGAAGUUAACUGGGGGUCAGACGCGUGUCCGAUGAAACGGUCUAGAACCGUGAAUAAGUCAAAUGCAACUGGACCUUUUUUCAUUGCUUGUGCAUCUUUCAACAUCCCAAUCCAAACAACAUGUUGGACAGCAAUCAGAGGUCAGAUGCAUUGAAAUAUAAUAGGACAUUUAAAUGUUAGUUUGUAAACUAAUGGUACUGUUGUAAACUGAAGGUACUGUUGUAACUAACUGUACUGUUUUGACAAAAUGUUUGUAUGCUCUCCAACUUGUAAGGAUAAAUGAAUAAAUGUAAAUGUCCCUGUGACCAGCCUCAUCAAAGAGGCAAAGAUAAGUCUCACUUGAAAGUGCUACAAAACAUCCGGCCUAGCCAACAGCCGGAGAGCAUCUUAA